Messenger RNA from Cornus florida, 3226 nucleotides. RefSeq names its product DNA gyrase subunit A, chloroplastic/mitochondrial. Gene Ontology annotation, biological process: DNA topological change. The coding region runs from base 171 to 2990 and encodes 939 amino acids. Lineage: Eukaryota; Viridiplantae; Streptophyta; Magnoliopsida; Cornales; Cornaceae. Gene Ontology annotation, cellular component: chromosome; cytoplasm; DNA topoisomerase type II (double strand cut, ATP-hydrolyzing) complex. The transcript has 27 exons. The record is from RefSeq and is a predicted model, not a curated record. Gene Ontology annotation, molecular function: ATP binding; DNA binding; DNA topoisomerase type II (double strand cut, ATP-hydrolyzing) activity.
GGAAGAGCACUUGGCGCCCAAAAAUCCUCUAAAUCACUAGGGUUUUUAGGGUUUUGGGAAAUCAACCCCCAAGUUUUCCAUUUCCGCACUUUUGUAUAUAUAACAUACAUAUAUAUCUAUACACAGAGAGAGAGAGAGAGAGAGAUAGAGAGAGUUUGGAUGGUAAUCGAAUGAACCAGUCGUGUAGCACAACAAUCAAGCUUGAACUCGGCACAUCCAUGGCGUUUUGCAGCGGAUUUCGUCUACUGAGAUACCAGCUUUCACCUCCCCUGUCGCAGAUCCGUUUCUCGAGGCUCCGGCAGGGUAUAUCAGAGCACCGGUUCCUCUCGGCCGUUCCGAGGCGUGGUCGGCCGGCGAAUGUGAAAGCCAAGCCAAGCGAAGAGAACGCGAGAGAGGAGGCAAAGGGAGGGAAUGGAAGUCUGAUGGUGAAGGAGAAAGAUGGAAGGGUCAUUCAGACAGAGCUUCACAGGGAGGCGACUGAUGCCUAUAUGGCGUAUGCGAUGUCUGUGUUGCUGGGCCGAGCUUUGCCGGAUGUCCGCGACGGUCUCAAGCCUGUCCACCGGAGGGUUUUAUAUGCAAUGCAUGAAUUGGGCCUUUCAUCACGAAAGCCCCACAAGAAAUGUGCUAGAGUUGUUGGAGAGGUUCUUGGUAAAUUUCAUCCCCAUGGGGACACUGCUGUCUAUGAUUCCUUGGUCCGAAUGGCACAGGAUUUCUCCUUACGCUGCCCACUCAUUCGAGGGCAUGGGAAUUUUGGUUCAAUUGAUGCGGAUCCUCCCGCAGCAAUGCGUUACACGGAGUGCAGAUUGGAAGCACUUACAGAAGCAAUGCUAUUGGCUGAUUUAGAUCAAGAUACAGUUGACUUUGUUCCAAAUUUUGACAAUUCUCAGAAAGAACCAUCACUUUUGCCUGCCCGGAUUCCGAAUUUAUUAUUGAAUGGUUCUUCUGGGAUUGCGGUUGGAAUGGCAACAAAUAUUCCUCCUCAUAAUCUCGGAGAGUUGGCGGAUGCACUAUCGGUGUUGAUUCAUAAUCCUGAAGCAACGCUGCAAGAAUUGCUGGAAUACAUGCCGGGACCUGAUUUUCCAACUGGAGGAAUAAUAAUGGGUAAUAUUGGCAUCUUGGAGGCAUAUCGAACUGGAAGAGGACGUAUCAUAGUUAGAGGGAAGACGGAAAUUGAAUCGCUUGAUUCUAGAACCAACCGAAGUGCAAUUGUUAUAACAGAGAUCCCAUAUCAGACUAACAAAGCCACUCUUGUUGAGAAAAUUGCCGAGCUUGUGGAAAACAAGAGUUUGGAUGGCAUAAGUGAUAUUCGUGAUGAAAGUGAUCGGUCGGGGAUGCGUGUAGUCAUUGAGCUUAAACGGGGAUCGGAUCCAUCAAUUGUUCUGAAUAACCUGUAUCGCCUUACUGCUCUCCAGUCUAGUUUUAGUUGCAACAUGGUGGGUAUUCUCAACGGGCAACCUAAACUAAUGGGCUUGAAGGAAAUGCUCCAGGCUUUCUUGGAUUUUAGAUGCUCUGUAGUUGAGAGACGCGCAAGAUUUAAGCUUUCACAAGCACAGGAUAGAAGUCAUAUAGUUGAGGGUAUCGUAGUUGGUCUUGACAAUUUGGAUGGAGUGAUUAAUGUCAUUAGGAAAGCUGCAAGCAAUGCAAUGGCAUCAGCAGAUUUGAUGAAAGAGUUUAGUUUGUCUGAAAAGCAAGCUGAAGCUAUAUUGGACAUUAGCCUAAGAAGGCUUACACAACUUGAGAGAAAUAAAUUUGUCAAUGAGGGGAUAUCCUUGAUGGAACAAAUUUCCAAGUUACAGGAACUUUUGUCGAGCAAAAACCAAAUACUCCAGUUAAUAGAACAAGAAGCAACUGAACUAAAGGAGAAGUUUUUCACUCCAAGGCGUUCGAUGUUAGAGGACACUGAUAGUGGUUUACUUGAAGAUAUAGAUGUUAUCCCAAAUGAGGAAAUGCUACUGGCAAUUAGUGAGAAAGGUUAUGUUAAACGAAUGAGACCUGACACCUUCAACCUCCAAAAACGGGGAACCAUUGGUAAAUCAGUUGGAAAAUUGAGAAUAAAUGACACAAUGUCUGACUUCCUUGUUUGUCAUGCGCACGACCAUGUCCUGUACUUUAGUGAUAAAGGAGUUGUGUACUCAGCACGGGCCUAUAAAAUUCCAGAGUGCACCCGGGCUGCCGCUGGCACACCAUUGAUUCGUAUCUUGUCCUUAUCUGAUGGGGAAAGAAUAACCUCCAUUAUAACUGUGAGUGAAUUCGUGGAAGAUCAGUAUCUUCUAAUGCUUACCAUAAAUGGCUACAUCAAGAAAGUUUCUUUAAACUAUUUCUCAUCAAUCAGAUCGAUGGGAAUCAUUGCAAUUCAAUUGGUUCCUGGUGAUGAACUCAAAUGGGUCCGUCGUUGCACAAAUGAUGACCGUGUGGCUAUGGCGUCACAAAAUGGAAUGGUUAUUGUGAGUUCUUGUGAGAAAGUUCGAGCAAUUGGAAGAAACACUAGGGGUUCAGUUGCCAUGAAACUACAAAAUGCAGAUAAAAUGGCCAGUGUGGACAUCAUUCCAGUAACCUUGCCAAAAGAGUUGGCGACGGACUCGGAAAUUCAUCAGAGCUAUACUAAGGGCCUAAUUGGCCCAUGGCUGUUGUUCGUGACUGAGAGCGGUCUCGGAAAGCGAGUUCCUCUCAGCAGGUUCCGCGUGGGAGGUUUAAAUAAAAUUGGUGUGAAAGGUUACAAGUUUUCUGAAGAAGAUCAGUUGGCAGCAGUGUUUGUAGUUGGAUUUUCAUUGGCAGAAGACGGUGAAAGCGAUGAACAAGUCGUUCUUGUGAGCCAGAGCGGAACUGUCAACCGAAUAAAAGUUCGGGAUAUUUCUAUACAGGGACGCUAUGCAAGGGGAGUUAUAUUGAUGCGACUUGAGCAUGGUGGAAAAAUCCAAUCGGCUUCAUUGAUCUCAGCAUCAGAAGCUGAGCCUGAAGAAGAAGAAUUCGAAGCUGCUGCUGUUUUAUAAGAUUCGAGGCAUUUGAUACUUAUGAUUGUAGCAUCCAGUAGGAUAGGGGCCGGUUUUGUAAAAUCAUUUAGUGGCCUUACAAGACUAAAGAUGGAAGUAACCUAUCUGUAAAUGAUAACAUUUUUUGUCGGAUGGCAUCUACAGUGUACAGUUUGAACUCCCUUAGUGGUUCCAUCGUUGUAACCUGAAGUGUUGGUGCGCAUGCAAGUUUAUAUAAUCUCAAGUAUUAUUUUGUA